Molecule: messenger RNA, 1257 nt
Organism: Miniopterus natalensis
Lineage: Eukaryota; Metazoa; Chordata; Mammalia; Chiroptera; Miniopteridae
Gene: EFNA3
Product: ephrin A3
Biological process (GO): ephrin receptor signaling pathway; axon guidance
Cellular component (GO): plasma membrane
Molecular function (GO): ephrin receptor binding
Source: RefSeq, a predicted model, not a curated record
ACUCCGUACCUUUCUUGCGGCCACGGCGAAGUGGGCCGGGCCGAACCAGACCAGACUGGACCGCGGGGCGAUGCGGCUGCUGCCCCUGCUGCAGACUGUCCUCUGGGCCGCGCUCCUCGGCUCCCCUCUUCAAGGGGGCUCCGGCCUCCGGCACGACUUCUACUGGAACUCCAGUAACCCCAGGCUGCUUCGAGGAGACGCUGUGGUGGAGCUGGGCCUCAACGACUACCUAGACAUCUUCUGCCCACAUUAUGAGGGCCCAGGGCCCCCUGAGGGCCCUGAGACUUUCGCUUUGUACAUGGUGGACUGGUCAGGCUAUGAGGCCUGCCAGGCACAGGGGCCUGGUGCCUUCAAGCGCUGGGAGUGCUCCCUGCCCUUCGCUCCCUUUGGUCCUGUUAAAUUCUCAGAGAAGAUUCAGCGCUUCACACCCUUCUCCCUUGGCUUCGAGUUUUUGCCUGGAGAGACCUACUACUACAUCUCGGUGCCCACUCCCGGGAGUCCUGGCCAGUGUUUGAGGCUCCAGGUGUCUGUCUGCUGCAAGGAGAGCAAGUCUGAGUCAGCUCAUCCUGUUGGGAGCCCUGGAGAGAGUGGCACAUCGGGGUGGCAAGGUGGGGGCGCUCCCAGCCCCCUCUGUCUCUUGCUGCUGCUGCUGCUCCCAAUUCUUCGUCUCCUUCGAGUUCUCUGAGCCAAGCGGACCCUUCCUGCCACCCCAGGAGCCAGAGCCCUCCAAAGACUCCCUGGAGGAGGAGCCCCUGCCACCUGAGCUGGGAGUGCCAAGCCAGACAGGAUGGAGCAGUGAUGAGGAAAGUCAGAGGGUCUGAGGUGACCCUUGCAGGUGCUGGCCCCUCAUCCCAGGCUGAAAAGGAAACUACAGGGGAGCUGCAGACAACCCUGGGCAUCUGGAACCAAGGCAACAUAACACAGGGUAUCCAACAGCUGCUUUGAUGGCCUUAACCCAUCUCCCAGGAAGACUGGAAUUUGGUGGAAUUGAAUCCUUGAGCCUGCUGGGGGCCAAGACUGAAGAGCUGGGGCAGGUGGAUUGAAGGACCAGGGCAAGGAAGCAGCCCAGGCCUGCCAUCUGUGCCCAGUGCCCUGUGGGUCUCUUCCCUAGGGCAGUACCUUUCCCUUCCAGGGGGUCACUCGUCUUCUGUGAAGACAGACUUGCCAUAAGGCUGAAUUUCAUACCAAUUUGUAUUUUUAUAAGUGUCUGGACCAAACCCUCAAUAAACUACCCAUCUUUUUUGUUGCUCUCCUCAA